Gigantopelta aegis is the source of this 2357-nucleotide messenger RNA. RefSeq lists its product as uncharacterized. Lineage: Eukaryota; Metazoa; Mollusca; Gastropoda; Neomphalida; Peltospiridae. The record is from RefSeq and is a predicted model, not a curated record. Gene Ontology annotation, molecular function: protein binding. The transcript is spliced from 2 exons. Bases 541 to 1749 code for a protein of 402 amino acids.
UGCAUUAUAAGCCCUGAUAGUUCCUUUAGAAUGACAGAAAAUUAAUCUGCAACCAUAACCUUAUUUUUCUUCUUCUUCUUCUUCUUCUUCUUCUUCUUCAGGAUAUGCUAAUUGUGGUAUCCCCGGUCUCUGGAUUCUUGUAUUCGAUGUUCAGAAAGCGAACUCUUCUAGCGUGCGCGGGAAGAUAUAUACGACUACGAGCUGUGACAACCUACUAACAAUUGUGGCAGAGAUGUGCUCAGUAUCAGAAGAGUAUGUUGUCAUUAAUUUGCAAAACAUGCCACGUAUUGCUGUCAUUGCUGAUCCUGUAUUACAGAAGAAAAACCUGUUUCUGGUAACAAGCGAAAUCAAUGGAAGCCAGUAUUGCGUGAGCGUUCACAGAACCAUGACGGUAGCUACAUUCAUUAAUACUGUUGGAAAGAAUCGAAGAAAGAAACAUGAAGAAAGGCUGUACCUAAUUUUAAAAGUCGAAUAUAUAAAAGCUCAACUCAAGAGCUUUGCCAAAUUGUGGGACCAAGUCAUUUGAUCGAGUUCAAGUUCAUGAAACAGUUACAACUGAAGAUGAAGUGUCAUUAUCAUUGCACGUCAGGUGUUGAAAUUCUGUACCAUUUAGUCUGCUUCAAUACCGACAUAGUGGAAGAACUAAAAAUGAAAUUCAUUCGACAGUUCGGAAACGAAUUUCCAUCUGUUUGGGAUGAAAGUGUGGAAAUUAAUUUUUCCUAUCAUACACGAGUUUUGACAAAUGAUGAAUAUUUUCUUCUUGACGGGGAACCAGGCAGAAAUGAACCUGUACUGUCAGUUGCUCGACUGGGCGAUCUCACUAUACAUGUGACCAGCAAAGACAACAGGCCAGUGUGUGUUACCUUUACGGAGUCGGGAAAACGAACUGUUAAGAAAGUAAUCGUAACAGAAAAAUCCGCAACAACAGAAGACCUACGGUUAGUCAUCGGAAAUCAUUUUAAACAGUUACCCAACUCAUUGAAACUGAGGUUGAACUUGAAAAAGAAGAAAAUACCAGACGACAUGGUCCUGGAGAAGAUAGAUGGAUUCUUACCAAACUGUCACAUCUUUGCUGAAGCAUCAGACAAAACAACGUUCACGAUCAAAAUAUCCCGAGAAGGCAAAUCAUCUACAAGAAUUGUGGAGAUGUACAAAUACGACAAAGUGAGCCAGUUACGAGAUCUCCUGGCAACAUCAGAAAAGACAAAUGUCUUUUCUGUACAAUUGUGCUACUCGGGAAAAGAAAUGGAUGACGAUAAACGGUUGAAGAUAUAUCACAUCGACCAAGAAGACACCAUAAAAAUGGAGAUAUUUAACAAUCGCAUUGAAGUAAGAAUCAGAUGUCUCGGAGUGCCCCCAGUGACUGUUGUCAUAAAUAACGCAUGCGAAACCACCAUUCUGGAUCUGAAGAGUUCUUUGUCCACCAAAAUCGGUAUAGCCGUUUCAGAAAUUAAUAUAAUAUUUGAUGCAACAUCUCUGAACAACGGAGACACCCUGGUCGAUGCGGGAAUUCACAGUUCUAACAUCGUCAUCGUGCGCAGAUUCUCACCACCUGAAAGAAAAUAUGUUGAUGGCGUCCAACACGACUGUAUAAACACAAACCUGACACUACAUUGGAUACUUUGUGACCCAUUGCAAAGUUUUGAUCUCUAUGACUGGAUUUUAGGGGAUACGGAAUUAAUUUUGAACUACUCUCAGUUAAUCAAGACAUUGCAACAUCAUUUUAAUUCUAGAUGGCUACCACAAUAGCAGUCAGAAAAAUAGCAAUUUAUCGCAUUUUACAUCGACUUGGGCAAGAAAUUCAGUUAUAACAACAGUUUUGUAACUGAGAUAUUGCAUCAUCGUUUAAAUUCAAGAUGGCCUCGAACUUGGGCACUAGCCUCUGGAUGUAUAGUUUACAGGAUUAAAACCGUUCUGGAUAAAAUUAUUAAACAAGAGUACCAGUGAAGUACAUGGUACGCCCAUCAGGAGCGUGAUGAAAAACCAUAUCUAUAUUAAUGAAUAUGUUAUGGGUAUGAUUCAAUUCUAAUUAUGUGACAUUUUUGCAACAGGAUGGAUGAACAGUUUGUUUCGGACCACCCACCAUUCCAAGUCGUUCCUACAUGUGAGGUUUGAUGGUCAUGUAUGCAUAUGUAUGCAAGAUAUGAUCCAGACAAGGAUUUACUGUUAUGUGCAGUAGACCGGGAAAAGUAGGUCACAAUGACCUAGUAAUAGAACGCGACACAUCGCCAUCCCAAGUUAUUCCUACAUGUGAGGUUUGAUGGUCCUGUAUGCAUCUGUAUGCAAGAUAUCGUCUGGACAAGGAUUUACUGUUAUGUGCAGUAGACCGUAAAAAGUAAGCCACAGUGACCUAGUAA